UAUCAGUUCCGUCCUCCACAUUAAUUUUCCCUUUCAGUACAAAGAACGAGUAACGAUCGCCCGGAGGGCCGUUUCAAUCUUUUCCGUCCUUAAUCCAAAUAAUCGAACGAAGUCCAUUCCAAUUUCGCUCCCAUUUUCUUCCAAUUCUUUCGAUUUUAUUACAACAAAAUCUCGCUCAAUCUUUUCCUCAUCAAAACCCUAGCUUCAGAUCUCGCCCACAAUGAUGUCGAGAUCCUACACCAACCUCCUCGACCUAGCGUCGGGGAACUUCCCGGCGAUCUCAGCCGGCGGCGGAGGAGGAGGAGGAGGAUUGCGCGCGAAGCGACUCUCCCGCGUGAUGACGGUCCCCGGAACCCUAACUGAGCUCGACGACGAGGAUUUCGCUAAUAGCGUCUCCUCCGAUGUCCCCUCCUCCGUGGCUCAAGAUCGGAUCAUCAUCGUAGCGAAUCAGUUACCCGUUAAGGCCAAGCGAAGAUCCGAUAACAGCGGCUGGAGCUUUUCUUGGGACGAGGACUCGCUUCUUCUCCAGUUGAAGGACGGGCUCCCCGAUGACAUGGAGGUCAUCUACGUCGGAUCCCUCCGGGUCGAGGUCGCCGGCGAGGAGCAGGAUGACGUGUCGCAGUCUCUUCUCGAAAUGUUCAAGUGCGUUCCCGCGUUCUUGCCCUCGGAUUUGCUCGAUAGGUUCUACCAUCGGUUCUGCAAGCAGCUCCUUUGGCCGCUGUUUCAUUACAUGCUGCCCUUCUCUGCUGAUCAUGGCGGGAGAUUCGAUCGGUCGCUCUGGGAGGCUUAUGUUUUGGCGAAUAAGUUGUUUUCGCAGAAGGUGAUCGAGGUGAUUAACCCCGAGGACGAUUAUGUUUGGAUCCAUGAUUAUCAUUUGAUGGCUCUGCCUACUUUUUUGAGGAGGAGGUUUAAUAGAUUGAGAAUGGGGUUCUUUCUCCAUAGCCCGUUUCCUUCGUCGGAGAUUUAUCGAUCUCUUCCGGUGAGAUUGGAGAUCUUGAAGGCUUUACUGAAUUGUGAUUUGAUUGGGUUUCAUACUUUUGAUUAUGCUAGGCAUUUCCUUUCUUGUUGUAGUAGGAUGUUGGGUAUUGAGUAUCAAUCGAAGAGAGGGUAUAUAGGAUUGGAGUAUUUUGGGAGGACUGUUGGGAUUAAGAUUAUGCCGGUGGGGAUUCACAUGGGUCAGAUUGAGACGAUGCUGGCAUUGCCCGACAAGGAAUGUAGGGUCAAGGAGCUUAAGCAACAGUUUAAUGGAAAGACUGUUCUUUUGGGUGUUGAUGAUAUGGAUAUCUUUAAAGGGAUCAAUUUGAAGUUGCUUGCUUUUGAGGAAUUGCUGAAAUCUCAUCCUAAAUGGCAAGGGAGGGCGGUUUUGGUUCAGAUUGCUAACCCGGCGAGGGGGAGGGGAAGGGAUCUUGAGGACAUACAGGCAGAGAUUGUCGAGAGCUGUAAGAGGAUCAAUGCUCAAUUUGGGAAUUCUGACUAUAGCCCGGUUGUGUUCAUUGAUAGGCCAGUAUCUCCAGCUGAGAGGAUUGCUUACUAUACUAUCGCUGAGUGUGUUGUGGUUACUCCUGUGAGGGAUGGAAUGAACCUGACUCCUUAUGAGUAUAUUGUGUGCCGACAUGGGGUUAGCGGGUCGGAAACGGGUUCAGAGGUUGCAGAACCGAGAAAGAGUAUGCUGGUUAUAUCGGAGUUUAUUGGCUGUUCUCCUUCUCUGAGUGGGGCAAUCCGCGUCAAUCCAUGGAACACUGAUGCUACAGCAGAGGCCCUGAAUGAGGCCAUUUCGAUGUCUGAAGCUGAGAAGCAGCUGAGGCACGAGAAGCAUUAUAAGUAUGUAAGCACACAUGAUGUGGCCUAUUGGGCUAAGAGCUUUCUAAUGGACCUGGAGAGGUGCUGCAAGGAUCAUUUCAGGAGGAGGUGUUGGGGGAUUGGGUUGGGAUUUGGUUUCAGAGUUGUGGCUCUUGAUCCAAAUUUCAGGAAGCUUAAUGUGGAUUCCAUUGUAUCGGCAUAUGAGAGGUCGAAGAGCAGGGCGAUAUUUUUGGAUUACGAUGGAACUGUGAUGCCACAGGCGGCUAUUGAUAAGAAACCAAGUGCAGAAGUUAUCUCAAUCAUCAAUACACUCUGUGGUGAUAAGAACAAUGUGGUAUUUAUCGUUAGCGGGAGGGGAAGGGAUAGCUUGGGGACAUGGUUUGCAUCAUGCAAAAAGCUUGGACUUGCAGCAGAACAUGGCUACUUUUUGAGGUGGAAUAAGGAUGAAGAAUGGGAGACCUGCAGCCAGGGAAAUAUCGACUUCAGAUGGAUGGACAUGGCUGAACCGGUUAUGAAACUGUAUACAGAGUCUACUGAUGGAUCAUAUAUGGAAGCUAAAGAAAGUGCCCUUGUAUGGCACCAUCAAGAUGCUGAUCCAGGGUUUGGAUCUGCACAGGCCAAAGAGAUGCUUGAGCAUCUGGAGAGUGUGCUUGCAAAUGAGCCAGCCUCAGUGAAGCCUGGCCAGUAUAUUGUAGAAGUGAAGCCUCAGGGGGUGAGCAAAGGCAUAGUAGCAGAGAAAAUUCUAUCAUCUCUAGUUGACAGCGGGAGGCAAGCAGACUUCGUUCUAUGCAUCGGAGACGACAGAUCAGAUGAGGACAUGUUCGAAGGCAUGGCUGGCAUCAAGAAGAAGGAGCUGGUGGCCUCUAACACCUCAGUAUUUGCUUGCACAGUAGGGCAAAAGCCAAGCAAAGCAAGAUAUUAUCUCGAUGAUCCCAGCGAUGUUAUCAGCAUGCUCGGAGCUCUUGCAGAUGUUACAGAUCCCUCUUCACCUACACCUGAGCCUUCGUCUCAGGUCUCUGAGAGUGAAACGAAUCCCCCUUCACCCUUAGAGAUUCGAGCAGAUGAGUCACCAUCACCCUCAUAGUCGAAAAGGUAUUGUGAUCUCUUGUUCGUUUAUCUUGUAAGCGAUGAAUCGUAGACUCAUCGCAUAGGGAUGCCUUGUUCAUACUACUAAUUGGGAGUGAUGAUGGCACAAGGAUUGAGAGUUUUUGAGCAGGGAAGAGCAUAUAAUGUUGCCUUGUUGACUGUUGAACUUGUGCAGUGGAGAAGCUCCCUAUUGCAGAUCACAAAGGUUUGAUGUUUCUAGCAACUGAUAGUUUAUUCAAAAUUUUCAUAAUUUGGGUCGUUUUGACUCAUUUCUUUUAGGAGUUACAUAUUUAAUUGAUUGGGGUAAAAUAAUUUGUCUGUCUAUGCCAUAAGUUGUUUUUUUACGAGGGUAUUUUGUAGCUUUUGCGAUCAGUGGAAAGUAGAUUAAGCAAGGGUUGACUCGGGAGGAUAAGUAAGUUUAAUUGUGUCUUAUUGCUACGCAAAGCUACAGGAUUUGCAGAGGACAAAAUGAUUGCGUCAGAUUCUUCAGGGUCAAUGAGCUUGUGAUGUACAGAUAUUUUUCUUUUGUUGUAUCUUUAGGAGGACUGUUUACUUUUCAAAAAAUUACUACUGUGAUUGUAAUUUGCGAAAGAUAAUAACAGUUUUAGUCCCUUUUAUUUUGUGUA
Molecule: messenger RNA, 3512 nt
Organism: Asparagus officinalis (garden asparagus)
Lineage: Eukaryota; Viridiplantae; Streptophyta; Magnoliopsida; Asparagales; Asparagaceae
Product: probable alpha,alpha-trehalose-phosphate synthase [UDP-forming] 7
Exons: 3
Coding region: 221-2884 (887 amino acids)
Biological process (GO): trehalose biosynthetic process
Cellular component (GO): cytosol
Molecular function (GO): catalytic activity
Source: RefSeq, a predicted model, not a curated record